AUGGCCAACAUGCACGAGGACGAAAUGAAGCACUGCUACGAAAACCUGAUCGUCGUCGAUGUCGGUGCGAAUCUAACCAACAAGAAGUACAUCCGUGAUCUGGAUUCGGUGAUUCAGCGCGCAAAGGAUUCCGGCGUACAAAAGAUCAUGGUUCCUGGCACGUCAGUGAAAUCGAGCAAGGAAGCACUGCGACUAACCCGCAUCUAUCCCGGCAUCAUCUACUCGACCGCCGGUAUACACCCGCACGAUUCCAAAUCGAUCAUCGAAGAACCGAGCACCUGGCACGAUUUCCAGGUGAUGGCCAAUGCACCCGAGUGCGUCGCCAUCGGACCCUGCGGACUGGACUAUCAGCGCGACUUUUCCGAACCAUGCAUCCAGAAGGAGAUUUUCGAGCGUCAGCUAAAGCUGGCUUGCGAGCUGCAGAAGCCCAUACUCAUACACGAACGAUCGGCCCAGGAGGAUGUAUUGGAUAUACUUACGAAAUUCCAACCAGCGCAGCCGAUCAUCGUGCGCGGUUUCAUGGGCACAACGGACGAAGCGUUAAAAUAUCUGGAGCGUGAUUAUUACAUCUCGCUGACCGGAUAUUUGUGCAAGGACAAAUCCGACACCGGCGUACGGAAGCUACUCGAAGAUGGCCGGCUACCGAUGGAGCGCCUGCUCGUGGAGACGGACUCCCCGUUCAUGUAUCCGAAUACGCGGGCCUCCAAGCUACCGCAGCACGUAAAGGGUGGCCUGACGGAACGAUCUCUACUCUACCUGCAUCGUUACUGCACAUUUCAACGGAACGAACCCUGCAGUCUGCCGGCCAUAGUGGAAAUGAUAGCGGCAUUUAUGAACAAAAAGCCGGAAGAUGUUGCCCUGGCCACCGCAUUCAACGCACUGAAGCUGUUCGGCCUGUCGCAAUGA
Messenger RNA from Anopheles marshallii, 906 nucleotides. Its product is annotated as 3'-5' ssDNA/RNA exonuclease TatD. The coding region runs from base 1 to 906 and encodes 301 amino acids. Gene Ontology annotation, cellular component: cytosol. Gene Ontology annotation, molecular function: single-stranded DNA 3'-5' DNA exonuclease activity. The transcript is spliced from 4 exons. NCBI's taxonomy places the organism in Eukaryota, Metazoa, Arthropoda, Insecta, Diptera, Culicidae. The record is from RefSeq and is a predicted model, not a curated record.